Oryza brachyantha (malo sina) is the source of this 1294-nucleotide messenger RNA. Its product is annotated as glycerophosphodiester phosphodiesterase GDPD1, chloroplastic-like. The transcript is spliced from 7 exons. The record is from RefSeq and is a predicted model, not a curated record. Bases 7 to 1005 code for a protein of 332 amino acids. Gene Ontology annotation, molecular function: phosphoric diester hydrolase activity. Gene Ontology annotation, biological process: glycerophospholipid catabolic process. Lineage: Eukaryota; Viridiplantae; Streptophyta; Magnoliopsida; Poales; Poaceae.
CGCGGGAUGGGGAUGAACGCGGUGGGGGCGCCGCCCGAGGCGCGGGUCGGGGCGGUCAGGGAGCGGGAGAACACGCUGCUGUCGUUCGGCCGAGCCGCCGCGCAUGCCGCCGUCGCCUUCGUCGAGUUCGACGUCCAGGUUACAAAAGAUGGCUGCCCGAUAAUAUUCCAUGACGACUUCAUCCUAACACAAGAAAUUGGGGGUGUAAAUGAAAAGCGUGUUACUGAUCUUCUCUUGGAAGAAUUUCUUUCCUAUGGGCCACAAAAGAACUCCCGCAAGAUCUCCAAGCCACUGCUUAGACGGAACAAAGAUGGUAGAAUCCUUAAUUGGAGUGCAAAGGAAGAUGAUUCCCUUUGCACAUUGCAAGAAGUCUUUGAACAUGUCAGCCCUCGUCUAGGAUUUAACAUUGAACUAAAGUUUGAUGAUGAUAUCAUCUAUGAAAGGAGUCAACUUGACCGUGCCCUUCAAGCUGUGUUGCAGGUUGUUUUUCAGUAUGCGAGCAAUAGGCCUAUAUUCUUCUCAACCUUUCAUCCUGAUGCGGCACGGAUUAUGAGGAAACUUCAGAGCUCAUAUCCUGUACUCUUCUUAACAGAAGGAGGAACAGCUCAAUACAAUGAUUCAAGAAGGAACUCGCUUGAUGAAGCCAUCCGGGUAUGCCUAGAGUACGACUUGCAUGGACUUGUAUCAGAGGUAAGAGGGGUUUUCAGAAGUCCAUCUGCAGUCCUUAGAGCAAAAGAGUCCAACCUUGCACUUCUGACCUAUGGGCAGCUCAAUAAUGUAUGGGAGGCUGUGUAUAUCCAGUAUUUGAUGGGCGUAAAUGGCGUCAUUGUUGAUCUAGUGGAGGAGAUCUCAAAUGCAGUGUCAGAUUUCAGUAAACCAGUCCUCAAUCAGAGCAUGCUAGGGAGUGGUGUCAACUUGGUUGGUGCAAAGCAUCAGGCCUUUUCGGAGCAGCAGUUGGGUUUCUUGCUCCGGCUUAUACCUGAACUGAUCCAGCAACCACACUGAAAAUACGUACUAAUACACGCAAGAGGCGAUUUCAGUUGGCUGAGUUUUGAAGCAAAAUGUUUCAGGCUCUUGUCUUCAGUUGACUGUUGAGAUAAUUUUUUUUUUUUGAAAGAAGGCCACCGGUUUACCCCGGUGCGGUAUAUAUUAGGAGAGUAGAGAAAUAUACAAAGCACCGUACGACAAAACCGUGACGGUGUGAACAGUCUGGCAUUCUCGGCAAAAGUCCGAUAGGAGCGCCCAAACAAAAGAAAAGAAAGGAAAGAAACGCCCGUGCUCCAGCAGUUUUCAA